Messenger RNA from Paramacrobiotus metropolitanus, 2199 nucleotides. RefSeq lists its product as uncharacterized. Lineage: Eukaryota; Metazoa; Tardigrada; Eutardigrada; Parachela; Macrobiotidae. Gene Ontology annotation, cellular component: plasma membrane. Gene Ontology annotation, biological process: proton transmembrane transport. Bases 551 to 1780 code for a protein of 409 amino acids. Gene Ontology annotation, molecular function: voltage-gated proton channel activity. The record is from RefSeq and is a predicted model, not a curated record. The transcript has 7 exons.
UUGGAGAGCGCGGCACUGUACUAUACGCUGGUUAUAGAGGGACAAUCACACUGACCGGUUUCUGCUUACAGCACACCAACACCUGAUCGCUUCCUAUCUGAUCAUAAUAUUCUUCUCUACUAUGCACUAACUGACCAGCGCCACUGCGCGCCGGGGGAAUCUGAUCGAGGCCUUCCGCUCUUUGCGGUCGGGUUCUGCCAUCAGCUGACGAGAAGUGCAGCCAUUCUGUCACAGUGUCGCUCUGUGUGUGUUCGUUCGUUGGGCUCGAGUGGUGAUCAGUUACCGGCGCUACAGCGGAAAUCUGGACGUUGAAUUGUCUGUUAUUAUUUUUUUGGCCAACAAUUCGGCCAUUUUCGUGUUCGUUGGGGACAAUUUGAUGUGGGCCGGAAAGGUCACUGAUUUACAGUUUUUAUUAUCCAAAGCAUUGUGAUUUACCAACCGGAUCUUUUUGUUCCACUGAGCUAACUUUCGCUGAUUUUUACCGAAUGGCCUAAACCAUUGGGAGAAAUUAUUUUUAUAUUGAUAUCUUGUUGCUUGCAAACUGCUUGCUAUGGAAGAGCUUGUGGAUCCAAAGCAGCAACCCAGGGCGGUGUUUGUUCCAUUCCCGGGUUCGCGUCGACGGAAUACUAGCAUGAAACGGUGUCGAUCCGGAGUUGAUGCAGUGCGGGAUUUAUUGGCUCCUUGCCUGCAGAGCCCCUGUGCUACGAUGGCCAGCGUCGUGCUGGUGGUGGUCGAAGGGGUGCUCAUAUUUCUUCUCUUGUUGCUGGACAUCUCCAUUCAAGAUUCAUUUCGCGCAUUGUCCUGCUGGAAUUCCACCGAACACAAUCUUACGGGGAUACGUCUGACUGCCAGUUAUAUUGAAGAUGAUUUAAAAAGGCCAAUGCAGUGCACAUCUACAGCACUGUUAUGUGCCUUCCUCUUAGAGGUAUCACUCCGCUCUUUCGUUUCCGGUCGGCAUCUGGUGCGCAACUACUGGGAGCUCUUCGACACGCUCAUCACGCUGCUGACCUUUUCUCUGAAUGUCGCCGUUCUUGCCAGUUACAGCGUGGGCAAGCAGGUUAGCCUGUUUAUAAUUCUCUUCCGGCUGUGGCGCAUACUGGAGCUGCUGGGUGCCCCGCUGUCCAAAUACCGCUACACCAGCGACGCCCAUCUGGACCACACCUUCUCCACGACAUCUUCCGUGGCCACGGUGGAGACCUACGUGGCGGAGCAGAAUAUCGCCACGUUGAUGCUCAAGAUUGAGGAGCUUGAACGGGAUAUGGAACGCCUGCAGACGGACAACCGCCGACUAACGUUCGACCAGCGUAAACUCAAAUCCCUCAACCACUCCCUCAUCCAGCGCAUCCCUUCCGAAUCCCCGCCCGCCCCGCCCACCGACCCCUCCGGUGUGACGCUGCGCCGGCGCGAGACCAAAUGCCAGCGCUGUGUCAACCACAACUGGACCACCGAUGACCUUUUAAAAAUGGCCUGCAUGCAGCUGUCCCGCUCCGACUCGCGCUUCCGUGAGGAUCUGCGCACCGCGAAAUCGCUGGAGGAACUGAAUCUUCCGGAGAGCGGCUACAGCUCCGCCCAGCGGAAAUUCCGCCCGGAGCGCUACCCCAAACUGCAUUACGGGCAGGAGCACGUGAUGCAGCCGUUGGAGCUGGCGGUACAGUUGGAAAGUAUGGCAGCCGCCAAGGAUGGGUGGCUGGAAGAGUGGUCGGAAAUCAAAAGGAUCUCACAGAUUGACUGCCCAGAUUUUAACCAAAGCGAUGUGCGAAUCCCCGUGACGAGUUUGUAAAAGCGGCCUCGCUUUGCCACAGUUUUUGUUUCCUUUUUGUGUACAGUUGUUGAAUUACGUAUUGUACCGUACGAGUAUCUACAGACUUUUAAAACCGUUCUUAUUCAUUGCGGUUAUGGGAAUGAGAUGUCAUAAUGUCAAUGAGAUGUCAUAUGGGAAUGAGAUGUCAUGUUUACCUGUGCGUCUAGCAGUAUAACGCACUUGAUUACAAUGUGCAUGUUAGUAUUCAGGAAGAGAAUCUUGACUUUUCAAAAUUUUAGUCUGUUGUUACGUUUGUUUUUUUUUCCUUCGACAUGAUAAAAAGUUUAUCCAUUUGUGGACAGCAUUCAGAUUGGCAUCUGAGCCAAACAAACCGUAUAGCACCAGUGGGUCGUGGAACAUUUGCACAAUGUAAAAUUGCGCUUAUAAAAAUUAAUCUA